Messenger RNA from Prorocentrum cordatum, 1083 nucleotides. NCBI's taxonomy places the organism in Eukaryota, Dinophyceae, Prorocentrales, Prorocentraceae. The record is from the annotation of a GenBank genome assembly.
CGUUCCUCUUCCUGCACAGUGAGGUGGCGCUGCCCCUCAUGAGGCGCACCAGCGACCUCGCGACAGCCUAUCAGUACUUCGAGGAGGCCGACAGGCUGCACGUCUCCGUGCACGCCCGUCACUCCCCCGAGGCGAUCUACAACAUGGCGUGCUGCCUGUCUCUGGGCGCCGCGGCGGCCGCGGCUGCCGCGCACGGCGGCCCAGCCGUCGACCCCGCGCCUGGCUUGCCGCCUUGCGACACGCCUGCUGCCAGGCGGAAGCUGCUGGCCCACGACCUGGUGGAGGCAAGGCUGGACCUCGCGGUGGGCAUGCUGCAGCUGGCGCUUGGCGCUGGCUACGCCUCGGCAGCCAACCUGGGUUUCGACCUGGACCUCGCAUUCCUGCGGCAGAGGCGGACCGCCCAGCUCGCAAGCUUGAUGCGUUCGCUGGGCGAGACUGCCGCUGUGGGGCCGCCUCGGCUCCGCGUCGUCAUGAGCGCCACUGCUCCGCCUUGCGCGAUGGUGCCGUCGGUGCCAGUGCCGCCCUCGCCAGCAGUCCUGUCGCUGCCAGGAGCGCCGCGGGCAGUGUAGCAUGAGUUGGCAGCAGUAGCUCAUGGCCCAGCUGCCGCAUCCGUGGCCCAGAAGGCGGCCGUGGCCCAAGAGCGGUUGUUUCAGUCCCUCUGUUUGCCCACGCGUGUGUGUGUGUGUGUGUGCCUCUACUUCCACUCUCUCUCAUUGUACAUUGCUCUCUACUCCUCCAUGCUUGCGCCGUGCAGAUGCAAGGCCUCGAAGUGCAGCACCACGACGCUUCCAGCCCGGAUGCGUACGCAGUGGGGCAGGCCAAGGUGCUUGCUCUGAAUCGCUAGCCAGCUUCAGUGCGCAGCACUGCUGGACACAAGCCUGAAACCGAAACAAAUCGCCCCCCCACCUCCUCGCACGGUUUGCGCUGCGCUUGCUGUUUCUCACAUUCCCUAUCCGCCAUUCUGGCACAUCGCGACCCAUGCAGCUGACCGUCACUGACUCGGGCUUGGCGCGUGGGUUUGCCCUUCAGCGUAUAUCGCAGUCUUGCGCACCUUGCCGAAGCACCCCGACGGCGCCCGACGAG